Pristis pectinata (smalltooth sawfish) is the source of this 5192-nucleotide messenger RNA. It is a transcript of the gene kif7, whose product is annotated as kinesin family member 7. Gene Ontology annotation, biological process: microtubule-based movement; mitotic spindle organization. Gene Ontology annotation, molecular function: microtubule motor activity. The coding region runs from base 50 to 2209 and encodes 719 amino acids. The transcript has 11 exons. The record is from RefSeq and is a predicted model, not a curated record. Lineage: Eukaryota; Metazoa; Chordata; Chondrichthyes; Rhinopristiformes; Pristidae.
CCAGAUUAAUCGGACCUGGACAAAAAGAGACGUUCCUGGAUUGAACAGCAUGGUGAAAAGUAGAAGCAGCCUCAUACAACAUGGACACAGUGACUUGAGCAGUCCUCGGUGUGAAAUAACGAAGUCUCCACACAGGAAGAGAGACCACAAUGGGGUCCACUGUCUUUCCAUUUCAAAUGAUUUCAGGGAAGGCUCGCCUGUGAACCAUCCCAAACUGAAGAAUUCUGAGUGGAGGCUUGUUCAAGCACAACACAAGAUGAGGGAAUUGGCCAUCAACAUCCGUAUGAAAGAAGAAUUGAUCAAAGAACUCGUCAAAACAGGACGAGACGCCCAGGCGAUGAACAAGCAGUACUCUCUGAAGAUUAGAGAGCUGGAACAAGAGGCGGAGCAGGAAAGGGUGGAGCUGAGAGAGGCUCAGAAACAGCUGCGGGACCUUGAGGAGAAAGAACCCAGGGACCCAAUGGAAAGGACCAAGCUCCAGGAGUACCAUAAAAAAGUUGUUGCAGCUCAGAGCAAAGUGCAGGCCCUAAGUCAGAAGAAGCGGGAUACGGAGCGACUUGUAUCACUGUCAUCGCAGAGCGAGCGGCGGAUCCAUGAGAUGGAGAGAAACGUGCAACUGAUGAAGCAGCAACAGGCACUACUGCAAAAGAAACUGAAAGAGGAAAUGGAUCAGAAAAGGCGAUUUGAAACUGAGAUGCACAAAGGAAAACAUCGAGUGAAGGAACUUGAAAUAAAACAUGAACAGCAACAAAAGAUUCUUAAGAUUAAAACUGAAGAGAUUGCAGCCUUUCAAAGGAAGAGGAGGAGUGGCAGCAAUGGGUCUGUAAUCAGCCUUGAAGAGCAACAGAAAAUUGAAGAGCAGAAAAGGUGGUUGGACCUGGAAAUUGAGAAAGUUCUGGAGCAACGAAAGGCACUUGAUGACCUGGAGGAGGAGCUGAACAAACGAGAGACCAUUGUAGAAAAGAAGGAAGCCUUGCUCCAGGAGAAGAGUGGUCUGGAGAGCAAGAGGCUGCGAUCCAGUCAGGCUCUGACCAAUGACAUUGUGAGAGUGUCAAGCCGCAUUGAAUCUCUGGAAAAGGAGCUGUCUGAGAAAAAUGGGCAGUUGCGUAAUGGCAGUGCCAAUGACCAACAGGAAAUCCGGGAGGAGAUUUCCAACCUGCGGCAUGAGAAGGAUCAGAUGAUGAAACAGCGCACUGAACUGGAUGAGAAGUUACGGAUGGGAAACCUGCUGUCUGCAGAGGAAGAAAGAAUCCUUUUCCAGCUGGAUGAAGCUAUUGAGGCACUUGAUGCUGCCAUUGAGUACAAGAACGAGACAAUCACGCGUCGGCAGAGGGUGCUGCGUGCCUCUGCCAGCAUGCUGUCCCAGUGUGAAAUGAACCUGAUGGCAAAGUUGAGCUACCUCUCAGCAUCCGAAACCAGAGCGCUGCUCUGCAAGUACUUUGACAAGGUAGUAACACUCCGAGAAGAAGAACGUAAGAUGCAGCUGGCAUUCAUGGAGUUGGAGAUGAGAGCAGAGGAGCAGCAGAAACUCGUUUACUGGCUGGAGGCAGCAGUGGAGCGUCAGCAACUUGAGACAGAUCGUCGCCUCACCCUCCAGCAGAAGGAACAUGAGCGCAACCUCCAAGUCCUGCUGCAGCACUGCCAAGGACAAGUGGAUGAAGGAAUUGCUGGGAGUCAGAAGCAGUAUGAGGGUUGGAUCCAAAUGCUGGAAAAGGAGCUUGCUUGGUACAAACAAGCCAAUCAUGAGUUGAACCUGAAGCUGAAAGACCUGUCCACUUACCUUUUGAAUCAUCCGGCAGAACAGAACAAACGUCUUGGAACUGUCAGUAGAUCUCAGCCAACUAUUGACCAAGUGCCCCCAGCAGCUGGAAGAGAAGAAAAUGGGAACAACAUUCCAUCAGAGCAAUCGUAUGUCACAUCAGUUGCUCCUGAACGGAUCACCAAAUCGAAAGAGGAACUCCGAGAUUUGGUUCACGUGCCUUUGCCACCUACAUGGCGGAGAUCUUCACUGCCAACAGACGACCAGACUGGUUUGGAAGAACUGGAACAUUUGUGUAAUAGGGUGGUGCAACCUCUAGAGGGUGCCAUGCACUGGAGUAUUACACCUGGACAGAAACCCCAGAAAACACUCAGAAACACAAAUCUCAAUGCAAGCAUUACUUAUUUCAAUCCUGGGAUCAUUGAUGUCCGGAAGAAUCCAGUGGGGUAGCUGAACAUUGGAUGCCACAUAUUGUAUAGGAAUGCUAGAGGUCAGAUAUUCAUUGUACAGUUAAGAAAACACAAUACUUUGAGGGAAAGCAAUUUGGUUCCACAAGUUUUCUACACAGCAGCUAAAAUAUAAAAGGUAACAGUUUUAAAAAAAAGUGCUGAAGCUUUGAUGAAUUGGGCAAUAAUAGAGUAAAUGUACUUCAAUUUACUUUUUUUAAAAAAAAAUCUGUCUUAAGAAUAACAAUGAGAUUCAUGAUUAUAGAAUCAUCAGCAGAAUUAGAACAAAAUGAGGGAUCAGAGAUCCUAGUCCUGGGGAGCUGAAUCAUUGCUCGAUCUUGCACAAUGAGGGACCAUUUCUUAGGUUAGGUUGAACUGUUCUCAUCUGGGUUUCCUUUAAAAAUAAUGCUAUUUAAUUUGCUUGUGGACAUUCUUGUGCUCUUUGUUUCUAUAUUUUCUGCAUGGUGGUUUGUAUUUAGUGAGGAACAGAUGGAAUUGUAAAAUUUGUCACUUUGCUGUUUAAACCUCAUUUAACACUAUUUUGGUGUAGAAACCUUUUUCAUUAUCUUAAGUACCUCAUCCCAGUUUAGAAACUGGUCAUUUUCAUAUGCCAAAAGUUGGUCCAAAAUUCUGCUAAAACUAUCACUUUUUGUUUAAUGUUCAAAUGGGGCAUUCAGUAAGAAACAAAUUAGGUGCCUACAUUAGGCAUUGAUUCUGAAGUCGUAGCUGGUUGGACAAUUGCUUGGCCAUGGAGCUGAGUCUCCAGCAUGAUAGGUCAGUCAAUAUUCUGUAGAGGAAGAGUUUACAACUUGAUUUCCUAAUGGUUUUCAAACUAACAAAGGAGAAAUUCAGUUAUGUAAGGACAGGCUGGUCCACUAAAUUCGAGUUUGGUCUUUUUCCUGGACACAAACAUUCUUGGAUUGUCAUUGACAAUAAUGGUCUAUUGAAAUCAGUCUAGGUUCUUAAUCUGGUCACUGCAUGCCAAUGAAUAAAACUUUGGCAAUCUUACAGAGACAUCAGGAAAGCUGUUUCUAGAACUUGAAAAACACUGUACUUUUGCAUUAGAGGCAGUCUUCUGAAUUAAGACUGACACUCAUUGUUAAGGUGCACGUAAUUUUAUUCUGCAUCUCAGUGAUUCCAAAGUUGGAGUGAAGGGGACAGGGUCAGGUGGAAUGUGCAAGGAUAGGCACAGGUGGCACCAAAGAUUAUAGGGAGGCCUUAAUUUAGUUAGAAAGUUUUCAGCAAAGGGACAAAUAAAUAAAAAUAAUACUUGCAACAUUGGCUGCCCCAAUAAUAGGGCUGCCAGCAAUUCCCACAACAGCUCCAGCUACUUAAAAGGAGCAGUUAAGGACAUCAUCAGACAUUUAUAAGGGGGGAUGUUUGAAGAACAGCGACAUACUUUACCAAGUAUGAACAAGUGAGACUUUCAUUGAAAAAGGUUGGAGCUACUGCCAAGAGUGCUUGAUGGAACAGUGUAUAGCAUGUAGCCUUUGAAUGUCACAUAGCUGAGAACACUACUGAGCAAAUAAGUAGGAGUUUCCUGUUUUAUAUUUCAAACAUUUUCUAUUUUAACUUUUCUGCUUUUUGUACUGUUUUGUACUUUUUAAAAAAUUCAUACUGUACAACAGUUCCAAAUGAGCAGCCUUUUUUUGAAUAGAAAUACAAUCUGUUUCUUUAUUGUUGUCUAGUGCUGUUGUUACUACUUCCAGAUAAGAAGUCUCCUUGGUUGAUUUGAAAACAAUUUGUGUAAAUUCUCAUAUUGAUGAAGUAGCAGUGCAUAUGUUUGCUUUAAAACAUCACUUGUACUGUACUCAAACAGCUGCACUUUUUACAUACUGUAUAUUCUUGCACAGAUUCAGUGCCAAUAUAUAUUCAUACAAUUAUAUUGUACCAUGGCACAUUUUCACAUGUGGUCCAGGGUGUUUCUAUUGCAUAACUCUAUACAUUUUGGAAGGUGGGGAGGGAGAAUGGAGACAUUGGUGUAACACAGUCUUACUGGUACUCUGUAUGCACUACCUCUUAAUCUGUAAGGCAUGUUGGGUUAGUGUAGGGGGUGGGGACUUACUGUUGUUGUGGAGAAAAAGACUCAUUCACUCAUGCCUCUUGGGUUAAACAGAUGUGUUUAUUCAACUGAUCUUUCACUUUACAAAGGGAGAGAGAGGCCCAUUCACCUUACUGGUGUGAUCCAUAUACCUGUUCUCUGAUUUAACAAAGCAUGGCAUAUUUGUACACAGCUAGGGAUUAAGUAUUGCAUCUUCAAUGCACAGAUGUUCGGUCAUCACUUCUUGACCAACUCAAGAUGAGAAGGCAAAUGACCAAUUGCUUCUGACAUCACCUUAGAGUGAAAUCAAGUGCCUCGUAGAUCCUUGAUCUGCGUCUGGAAGCCUCGUGCCUAAAGCAUCCCUUUGUUCAAUUAAGAUAAUAGUUAUCAUUAUAUGAUACUCAGAGCAGGCCUGAUGUGUCCAAUUAUCACACUCUUACAGACCUAACGUGUCCCUUAUCUCAUGCUUUGUUGAACAAUCAGCUAUCUUUAUUAGUCGUAUGUAUAUCGAAACGCACAGUGAAAUACAUCUUGCGUAGAGUGCUCGCCUGUAUUUACUUGAUACGUCAUCCCAGUAUUGAUGCUUUAUACUCAGCCAAUGUGCCCUAUUUCAAAUCCUUGUCCUAGUCCAGGCCACUGGUUACCAUGGAGAUAAGCAUGGGGGCUACUGCUCAAAUGUGCUACCUGGCAUAUUUAUUGAUGUAUUUAUUCAUGGUAUAUUUGCAUAUUUGUUCAUGGUAUUUAUUCAUAUAUCUCUGUGAAAGUGGUAUGACUUUUCUGUAGUUUGAGGUGAUGAAUAAUAUAGGCAGUGAGUUGUGCUAUCCUGUGCAACUUCGGAAGAUCUCUUAGGUUUGAGGACAAGACUAACAUGGGCAUCAUUACCUGCUGUGACCAUUGUGGCUUCCUACAUUGCUUCCCAAAUAGGACUAGAAGGUGCUUGUGUGCU